This is a messenger RNA of Anoplopoma fimbria (sablefish), 1312 nucleotides long. RefSeq names its product B-cell receptor CD22-like. The transcript has 5 exons. The annotation marks the transcript as partial. Lineage: Eukaryota; Metazoa; Chordata; Actinopteri; Perciformes; Anoplopomatidae. The record is from RefSeq and is a predicted model, not a curated record.
AGUUUCUGCCUCUCUUGAGUGAGAGAUGUCUGCAGCUCUGACUCUCCUUCUCAUUGGUUCUCUGCUGCAAGGUGCCCUGUGUGGAGAGUUUAAGGCAUUUAUGCCGCAGAAUAUAGAAGUUCUUAGUGGAUCCUGUGUGACCAUCCCCUGCUCCUUUGACAUAGAGGAUGGAUAUGAAUCAGACUUAGAUGACACAUGUAUAGCAUUAUGGAGAAAUGAUGUGAACACAGUUAUGUUUGACAGCAGUCUUCCACAAACAUCUACAAUAAAAGGAAAACUGAUAGGAGACUUGAAGAAAAAAGACUGCACCACAACCCUGAACAACAUGCAACCUGCUCACAGCAAUGACAAUGACUAUUACUAUUCCUUCAGGUUGGAAUGCAGCAAUAAACUGAAAUAUAAUUUUUGGAACAAAAUAAUCUCUUUUUCAGUCAAAGAUGUUCCUCCCAGACCGACUCUGACUCCGUCAGCACUGAAGGUGGAGGAGGGAACCUCAGUGAAUUUGACGUGCUCUGCUCCAGCUCCCUGUCUGUCUCAUCCUCCAACUCUGACAUGGACCAAAGGCCUGGGUGACGGUGUGGAGACACUGCAGGAGAAUCAGGACAAAACUAAAGUCAUGACCUCUGUUGUGACCUUCACUGCCUCUCAAAAGCAUCAUGGAGAGACGAUCUCCUGUACGGCCAUCUACAACAAACAAGAUGGCAGCACUGCGUCAGCUGUUAGUGAAAGUCUAACAGCUGAUAUUUCAUAUUCCCCCAAACGCACAUCAGUGUCGGUACAUCCCUCUGGUCCAGUAACAGAGGGCAGUACUGUGACUCUGACAUGCAGUAGUACUGCUAACCCACCAGUAAAGAACUACACCUGGUACAGAGCUGAUGGAGCACAGGAGACUUUUAUUGGGACCGGACAUGUUUUAAUCAUCAAAGCAUUUAAAGACGACAGACCUUUUUUCUGCAAGGCUGAAAAUGAUAUUGGAGCUGGACAAUCCAACCUUAGUCUAGUAGAUGUUCAAUUCGAGCCACAGAUCCUGUCCUCAUCUGACUGCUUCAAAGCUGCAGACCAGCUCAACUGUUCCUGCAGGACUGAGGGAAAUCCUCUUCCCUCUUUACUCUGGUAUUUGGACGGGUUACCUGUCAAUCACUCUGACAACUUUUUAAUAAGCACAGAGCGUCUUAAUGACACAGGUCUGUGGAGCAUCAUCACUGUGAAUGGACCACGGGAGAGGGAUCCGUCCACCUUGCUCUGCCGCAGCUCCAACUCUCUGGGAUCUGCCAGUCAACGUUUUGUGUCAAAACAUCUGCUCAAAGUCAAG